Oncorhynchus kisutch (coho salmon) is the source of this 4840-nucleotide messenger RNA. Its product is annotated as src kinase-associated phosphoprotein 1-like. The coding region runs from base 1227 to 2330 and encodes 367 amino acids. Gene Ontology annotation, molecular function: protein binding. The record is from RefSeq and is a predicted model, not a curated record. Gene Ontology annotation, cellular component: cytoplasm; plasma membrane. The transcript has 13 exons. Lineage: Eukaryota; Metazoa; Chordata; Actinopteri; Salmoniformes; Salmonidae.
UUUAAAGAGAAAUGUCAUGGCGGCCGCUGUGUAAUUUUAAAGUAGACCAAAAACCUGCAACCGAUACAUUUUCACACGUGACAUCGUUUUCAAAGUAGGCCGAAUCUGGAAAAUUACGACAAAUACGAACAUGGCAACCCUGAGUGAUAGGAAGACAAACUGUUUUCGAAUACUUAUACUAACCGCGGUAACCGUACUAUUUGUGGCGUGAAUUGAGUAUGUAGUAUAUACUUAUUAAGUAUGUAUUAGUAUACAGUAUGUUAGUAUUGGUAUUCGAACACAGCUAGAGUUUCUAAACCCAUUGCAUAAAAUCAAUUAGAGAAAUGAAAAAUGAUUCCUUAGCUGUUAAUUUUCUCGAAAUCUAAAGGCACAACCUUUCUUAAGUAGUUGAACAUGUUAUUACUCCAACUUCUGAAAGUGACAAACUGACACGUUUUCAUUUUCGUCAACAACAACUUUAUAUCGAAGGAGUGCCUUUUGAUUUGACGGCCUGCACACGCGCAGUUCAGCGAGAGACGACUGUUCGACGUGUUUUUUAAUAUAUCUUUUUCUCUGUUAGACGUGUUCUUGCGCAUGAGUUUAGCUAAUCAACGUCGCCAUGAUAUUGCCUACAAGCGUGAUCGUACUGUCUUUGGUAGCAAGCACAAACACCUCCACCCAAUCAGUCUACAAUACUGCACAACACCCUUCGUUACUAUGACAACCGGCGUAUCCAUGUUAGCGAGUUACUGGUGACUGAACACACAUUCGUUUUGGUAACUUCGAACUUUCAGUUUGGACAGUCAGUAUCCCAAAAUGAAUGUGAAAAACAAACCUGAAUUGAGCAUUAUGGCCUGCAGUGUGAACAAAGGCUUUAUUCAUACUUGAAGUUGGAUGCAUACAGGGACUGAACAAACUGAUGUGAAGAGGUGAUAAUAGACCUAACAACUGAAUAACAUCAUUCAGAGGAAGAAGCAUUUAGUCACAUCAUGCUCCGCCCCAUUUUUGCUAUUCUUAUUUUGCAUUAGAUGCAUGCACGGAAAUAGUUUUUGUCACAAAGUGUACAGGUGUUGCAUGAGUGUAUUAGUAUAGUGUGUGAGUAUCCACAUGCUUUCAUUUCAAGCAGGGAACUGUUACAAUAUGACAGGAGUCCGGUCUACACAGAUUCCAUAACUUUUCAAAAAGUAUAGUUUUGAUUGACUUUAUCAACAUUUGUCUGUAAAUUCCUCUGGCACUUUGAUGGAAGGAUGGGGACAGUCUCUGAAGAAGUUAGGAGGCUUUUGAAUGACUGUGAGCUGUUUGUAUCAGAUAUCCUACAGGAUGAGAACCUCAGUAAACAUGCCAGGGAAACACGGGAUGUCUUGCUUAAUAACUUCAGGGUGAUCUACUCCAGAAAUCCUCAGGCGUUUCCCUUCAGAUCUGAGUCCAGACAGGAGGACAGUUCAGAUGACAACCAGAGCUCCAGUCUGGGCCGCUCGGCCCCCUCAGAAGACCUGUCAGUGGCCUCUGACUACCAGGACGAGGGCUCUCCCGACUACUUUGAGGAGAUCCAAAUGGUGGCAGCCCAGGAUCUCAGCAACGUCUUGAAACAAGGCUACCUGGAGAAGAAACGACAAGAUCACAGCUUCUUCAGCUUAGAAUGGCAAAAGCGAUGGUGUGUCCUCAAAAACACAAUAUUCUACUACUUUGGGAGUGACAAAGACAAGCAGCAGAAGAGCGCCUUCUAUAUCAAGGGUUACAGUGCAGAGAUGGUGGCCAACCUACGUAAAGACUCCAAGAAAAAUGCCUGCUUUGAGCUGAGUGCCCCUGGCCGACAGUCCUUCCAGUUCACUGCUAGCAGUGUGCGAGAAGCCAUGGAAUGGGUGGACCAGAUCAACUUUGUCCUGAAAGAUUUGAGUUCCAGCUUUAUCCCCUUUGAGGAUGAGACCUAUGAUGACAUUGAGGGGGUGACGGGGGUGGCCAGCCGUCCCCCUUGGCCCGGCCCCUUCCCGGUCCUGCCCCAGCAGGUCAAAGCCUCUCUCAGUAGCCAGGAGGAAGGGAAGCCCAGCCAGUGGGAGGAACAGGAAAAGGAUGAUAUCUACGAGGUGCUCCCAGAGGAUGAAUUUCCAGGAUCCAUUGAGGAGAUCAGUGAGAAGAGCACGAAACCAGUGUGGUCCAUAGACUAUGCCAAUUACUACCAGGGCUUGUGGGACUGUGAGGCAGACGAGCCUGACGAGCUGGCCUUCCAAAGAGGUGACCUCAUCUACAUCGUCAGUAAGGAGUAUAACAUCAAUGGCUGGUGGGUCGGAGAGCUAAACGGAACCAUCGGUAUUGUCCCUAAAGACUUCCUCCAUCCUGCCUACAUCCUCUGAGCUCCCAAGAGUUGAGUGAUGUGACUGACUACAUUCUCAAUCCCCAACACCGAACACUUCAAGAUUGAUGACAGAUUGACCUUUUUUAUUAUUUCGUAAUAUAGCGUUAUGCUGUUAGUGUCAUUGUUGUUGUAUGUUUUUGUAAAGAUAUGCUUCAUUUCCAUGCAUAAAUUACAUUACCAUGGUUCUUCUGAGGCGUUUGGUGUAUACAUCAAAUUCUGGAUAAUGCUGAUGUCACAAAAAGGUUUCCUCUGUUCAAUUGUUUCCAAUGUAUUUGUGCCCAUGUGUGUGAAUGGAAAUUGCCAGACAUUGAGGAAACAUUAUGCCCCUGUGACAAAAAUAGGAAAUCCUCACCUCUGGUGAACUGGGGGGCUGUCUAUUCCAUAUUAUGAAGCAUACGAACUGGUGCCUUCAACAGCCUUGUGUCUGAGGCUACAAUGCUUGUUAUUUUGAUGCUGACUUCAAAUAUGUAGGCCACAAGGGGUCAGGCAUGCUCCCUGGUGCGAUUGAAUUAUUUUUCAAUUAAGUGUUUGAAAUUGGAAUACCUGAUCAUUUGCAAUAAGAAAACAUAUUUAUUUUAGAUUUUUGAGCCUGUAAAAAUAUUGUUAGAUAUUUAAAUUCCACAAUAUGAUGUACAUAAGAACUUGUUUGACUGUGCAUAUGAAAGUCUAUGGCAAUAUAAAUGUCUGGAAACGAAAGAGACACCUAUUUAGGCGAGGUGCUGGCUAAUAUAAAUGUCUACAUGUCAUGCACUAAAAUAGACUCAGAUGCAAAGUACAGGUGGGGGAAGAAACUACAGUGCCCUCCACUAAUAUUGGCACCCUUGGUAAAUAUGAGCAAAACUGGCUGUGAAAGAAAUGUCUUUGUUUAUCCUCUUGGUCUUUCAUUCAAAAUAUUCACAAAAAUCUAACCUUUAAUUAAAGUAAAAUAAUUGAAAAUAAGAAAAUAAAUUCAUAAAACAAAUAUUUUUCUAAAAUAUAUGUGUGCCUCAAUUAUUGGAAUCCCUUCAUUCAAUAAUUUGUGCAAACUCCCUUUGACAAGAUAACUGCUCUGAGUCUUCUCCUAUAAUGCAUAAUGCGGUUGGAGAACACAUGGUAAGGGAUCAGAAUCUCUCCAGAUCCUUCAGAUUCUGUGGUCCAUGCUUGUGGACUCUCCUCUUCAGCUGACACGGCAAGGUUUUCUAUGGGGUUUAGGUUGUGGAUUGGGAUGGCCAUGGCAAAACGUUGAUUCUGUGGUCAGUGAACCUUUUUUUGUGUUGAUUUUGAGGUGUGCUUUGGAUCAUUGUCCUGCUGGAUGAUCCAACCACGGCCCAGUUUAAGCUUUCUAGCAGAGGCAGUCAGGUUUUGAUUUAAUAUUUUUUACAUUUAACCUUUAUUUAACUAGGUAAGUCAGUUAAGAACAAAUUCUUAUUUUACAAUGAUGGCUUACCCCAGCCAAAACCUCCCCUAGCACGGAUGACACUGGGCCAAUUGUGCGCCGCCCUAUGGGACUCCCGAUCAUGGCCGGUUGGGAUACAGCCCGGGAUCUGUUGUGACACCUCUAACAAACUGUAGGCGCUCGGGUUUGUUGUUUGAUGACAGCAAAUGCCUUUUUUCUAUGGCAACCAUCCCAAACAACUUGUGGUUAUGUAGGUGGCGUCUUAUUGUGGUUUUGGAGAAUUUCUGACCCCAAGACCCAACUUACGUCUGCAAUUCUCCAGCUGUGAUCCAUGGAGAUUUUUUGGCCACUCGAACCAUCCUCCUCACUGUGUUUGGGGUCAAUAUAGACAUGCGUCCUCUUCCAGGCCGAUUGUUAACAUCUCCAGUUGCUUUAAACUUCAGUUAGAUUUUACUCAUAAGAAUUUAUAGGGGUGCCAAUAAUUGUGACACGUUCCAGAGUAAAAUAUUUCAAUAAUUUUACUUAGAUUUUUGUGAAUAUUUUGAAAGGCAGACAUUUUUUCACAGCCCGUUUUGCUCAUAUUUACCAAGGGUGCCAAUAUUAGUGGAGGGCACUAACAUUUUAUUUCCAAGUACAAUUAUAUUCCACAGAAAUAUUGUCAUCAAUAGGUGCAUUCCUAGUUUAUUUUUGACUAUUUUUAGGUAGGUAUAUUGCCCUUGUACAUCCUUGUAUGAACUACCUAAGUGGAAAAAACUGUCUGGUAAUCAUCUACAUAACAUAAAAGGGGUACUUCAAACAACUGCUAUGCCAUUUAAAUAAACUAAUGCACUGUUAAAAGGCUGAAUAUGAGAACAAACAUCCCCAACAUUGCAAAACACUGUACAGUGUGUUUGGGACUUUUACCAUUGAAGACAAUUAGACCAUAACAUUGAAACGAGUAGAACUGCUGUAGCCUGAUGGGAAUAAACCACACACACGGUUCAUUUCCUGGACACAGAUUAAGCCGAAGACAAACUGAAGGACUGGCUUGAAUUGGGAGGAUGAUCAUGAGCAAAAGCUUUUGGUUUACUUCCCAAAGUUGCAAAGAAAAUGUUGCGAUCCAUUUAAUAAACACAAGAGACAAGCCAAACUGA